AUGGCGCCGUCAGGCAAGAAGGGCAAAGGCAAGACUGGGACUAAGCAGAAGAAUAAGAAGGGGAAGAACCAGGAAGAGUCCCAGGGCCAGACGCCACAACUGGAGAUUCCUCCUGAGCAACAAGAGCAACCCCAGCAGGAACUUUCGCAGCUCGAGGCAGACGCAGAGGCUCAGCCUCAACAAGCAGAAGUCACACCCAACCUUGACUCUGUACCGGAGCCCAUCCCAGAGCUGGAGGUGCUCCCGGAGAAAGAAGCAGAACUGGAGCAACAUCCUACAGUCGAGGAGGUGUCUACUCCAGCAGCCGAACAUCCACCUCAGUCACCGCCCCCUGCGGAAGGUCAUCCCACCCAGCAGACUGAGCCUGAACUUGCCUCACAUCAACACCAAGACGUGGAAGAUGCUUGGGCAGAGUCUGGCCCGACCCUCGAGUCCCACGUUGAGGAUAUAAAUCUCUCUGAACGUCCUCUCGAGACCACGGAGAUCAUCUCUGAAGACAAAGGCACGUCGGAAGUCCCAAGUGGCACAGCAGAACCGUCCGAGCCAACCCCAGUCACGGCACCCCAGACUCCAUUACUUUCAACUGGACCAGCAUCCAUUCCUCUCCCAUCCCCUUCACCAACGGAGACCCAAUUCAUUGCGACUUCGCCCCGCGCCCACGCGGAGGAUCUCGAAUCAGACCCGCCUUUCACUACUCCAACGAACCGUUUCUUUGAUUCGACGGCUCAUUCGUCCAUCACCGAGGACUUCCUAGCUGGGUCCAAGCCUGCAUCUCCGGCACCCCAGGCGGCUUCAACCCCCGUGCCUGCUUCGCCGGGCUUCAAGGCCUCGUCACCAGUUCCCUAUUCGUCCCACUCGCCCAGAGCCGCAUCACCCUUCUCUAAACCAGCCUCGCCGGUCCCGCGAACGCACUCGCCCUUGGCUCGAGCCAUUUCCCCGAUGGAGCAGCCUGCCUCUCCAAAGGAGGAGGCAGCUUUGCCUAUGGAUAAAGCUGCCUCCCCACAGCAGGUUGCUACCCCCGUGUCCCGAGCGGCUUCGCCCAUGCAACAGCCUCCCUCGCCAGCCCCGCAGGCUGCUUCCCCCGUCCCAAAACCUGCAUCCCCAGUGCAAAAACUGGUGUCGCCGGUUCCAAAGUCUGCUUCACCUGUCCCCAAGAUCAGCAGUCCCCUGGCGCGCUCGGCUUACAUGUCUCCGGUGAUGUCCCCACAUGCGUCACCGCCGCCACCGGCUCCGACAGUCCCCGGUAUGUCUCCAUCAGUGGCUCCCAGCUACGCAACUGCCUAUCACUCCCCUGUGAUGACUGCGUCGCCAUACAUGCCACAAUAUGCAUACUACCAUCAUCCGCCACCGAACAUGCCGACUCCCCGGGGCUCUAUCGAUCCUCCGUCCGCAACAUCCUUCCAGGCGUUGCGGGAUCUCGCAUAUGCAAAUGGCCACGGAAUCAAUCGGAAAGGGACCAUGUCUCCACCAGAGCAUGAGGAGCCCAUUGAGCUGCUCCAAAGGAUUCAAGAUGCCAUCCCCGACAUCAACCGCUUGCUCGACAGCUACAAGAACACGAAGGGGAAGCUGAAUGCACGCGAGGCCGAAUUCAAGCAUCUGACCAACCAACACGAACAAGACCUGAUGCACAAGGAUUUCUACAUUGAGGCUUUGCAAAAUCAGAUGAGGAAAACGGCCGCUGAGUCUGCGGAGGAGUCUCGAAAACUCAAGAAUACCAUCAACGAACUCCGGAUGGAGCUAGGUAAUCUCGAAGAGAAACGGAAGGACUUUGAGGAAAAAUUCGAGGAUGCCGAAAAGUCCAACGAAGAGCUGUCAGCCCGGAAGACUGAGCUGGAAGGGGAGAUUACCACAUUGAACAACAACCUUCGCGAAGCACAGGAAGCCCAUGAAAGGGAGUUGGAGAAACAAAAGGCGGAGAAGGAGGAAGCCCUUGCCUCUCAGAAGCAGGAGCUGACCGAGCUCUUCGAGGAGAUCCGAGCCGAAGAUGAGAAGACGGCGGCUGAGAACCUCGAAGCACGCGAAAAGGAGCUCCUUGGUCAGCAAGAGGCGAUGAAGGCCGACUACGAGAAGGAGAAGCAGCAGAUGCAAGAAUCUCACGACGCCCUCCAAGCCGAGUACGACUCGAAGGUCAGCGAACUGGAAUCGACAAAGACAGCUCUCGACGACAAACAAAAGGAACUCGACGACACCCGGGAGCAGCAUGCCAAGGAAAUCGAGUCGAUGAAGAACAGCCACGAGGCGACAGUGGCUGAAAUGAACCAGCGCUGGACUGAAGAAAAGAACGACCUGGAAAAGCGACUUACGGACAAGAUCGACGAGUGUGCCGGCGUCGAACGUGAGAACAAGAAAUUGGAAGAAGACAACCUGGUCAAGGAGCAGCAGCUUCAGCAUGCGGUGGAUGGCAUGCGGACCACUAUUGACAAUCUGGACAAGGACUGCGACAGGCUGCGGAAGACCCUGCACAGCCUGGGAGAAGCCACAGACCUGAAGAGCACAAAGGGGGAUUCAUUCUUUUUGGACUGCUUCGGCCAGCUCUCCCAUCUGAUUGUCUCCCUGUCCCAGGAGCACUUCACGUACCUCGCCAUUGACCCUCCCAAGGAUAUCCUGUCGAAACUGCCUCCGGAGCUACCGUCGUUCCUCGACAACACUCCUGCGUCGCGUGAACUGCGCGCUGCAUACGUACAGCAUGUCAUCUCGAAGACAUUGACCUACCGGAUCUUCCACCCAUUCUUGUUCACCCUGGGUCGCCGGUACGACAAAGCGGACACGUUCUUCCAGAUGCUGUCGAUGGACAUCCGUCGCAAGUCCGUGCGCCGCGAGGCCUUCUGGCGCCAGCAGACGCUCAAAGCCGCCUACACGACCUCCGACGCCAAGCAGUCCAUCAACGUCGUGGCCGCCGUGAUCGUCGACGAGAUCGUCGACCACCUCAAACACUUUGCCGACCCCCGCCGCCUGGACUCCCUCGUGGUCGGCGUGCGCAAGAUUGUCAAGCUGGCGGCCGAGACGUGGCGGCAUGCGCGCGUCGAGCGCGAGCUCAUCCUGGCCUCGCUCCCGGCCCCGGAGGCCGAGGUGUCCUCGAACGAUGACUGGGAGGAGUGCGGCACCCCCAAGGAAGGCACGGUGGGCUCUCGAGACGACCCCAGCCGACAUGUCAUCCUGCGGACGUUCCCACGGAUCAUGCGCGAGGCGGCGCAUGAGGAUUUUGCGGAAGAUCCCGAAAAGGCCGCCCCCUGCAUCUACGCCCGCGGCGGCGUCUUGUACUCGGACUCGCCGGUGGUGAUUGCGCGACUGCAGGAGCUGGCGAAGAAGUCGACGGAUGCGUUGGCGUGUGGAGAGGAGGUAGCGGCUGAGGGUGUCAAGGCCUGA
Molecule: messenger RNA, 3366 nt
Organism: Aspergillus terreus NIH2624
Lineage: Eukaryota; Fungi; Ascomycota; Eurotiomycetes; Eurotiales; Aspergillaceae
Exons: 2
Coding region: 1-3366 (1121 amino acids)
Source: RefSeq, a predicted model, not a curated record